CGGCCAUCCAAUUCCUCGCUCGCAAAAAGUCACACCACCUUGCCCGAGCUUCCUCCAAUCCGAGCGUCAAGUUGCCCGAUCGCUAGUGUCACAACCGGAACAAGCUCGAAUUCACCUCAUUCAACCUACCUCCAAGGCAGGACACAACACCACCACCACAACCACGCAACAACACACACUCUCCUCUCAUUCAAGAUGCUCUCCGCCACCGCCGCUACCCGCACCGCUGCCGCGCGCACCGCUGCCGCCGCCGCCGCCCGCAGCAGCGCCAGCCGCGGCCUGCACACGACCCGCGCCCGCCUCUCGUCGCCGUACCACUACCCCGAGGGCCCGCUGUCCAACAUCCCGUUCAACCCGCGCAAGCGCGGGCCCGGCUUCACCAUCGGCUACUGGACGUUCUGCGUGACGGGGUUUAGCCUGCCUUUUCUCGUUGCCGUCUGGCAGACGUACCACCCCGCCAAGGCGUAAAGUGGUGGGCUGGGUAUCAUUGGCUCGGAUGCUGCGGCAGAUUGUGAGCGUGGGAAGAUGGUACUCGCGGCUCCCGAUGUUCGCGUGAUACGGGGCUGGGAAAAGGCUUGUGGGCCGGGGAGGGGCCUGUGUAUAUUGAUCCGGGGCCGAUAGAGUAAAACAUCAAGACGAUUUGUUUCCUUGGGUCGCUCUAGUGGA
Messenger RNA from Thermothielavioides terrestris NRRL 8126, 666 nucleotides. RefSeq lists its product as uncharacterized. NCBI's taxonomy places the organism in Eukaryota, Fungi, Ascomycota, Sordariomycetes, Sordariales, Chaetomiaceae. Gene Ontology annotation, biological process: mitochondrial electron transport, cytochrome c to oxygen. The coding region runs from base 196 to 468 and encodes 90 amino acids. The record is from RefSeq and is a predicted model, not a curated record. The transcript is spliced from 3 exons.